AUGCAGAUCAUGCAAAGAUUCCACCUUACCGCGACCGGCCAUAAUCUCAACUAUCUUCCUGAGUACAUCGCCCGCCGCCAUGGUUACUUCAAAGAGCAAGGACUUGAUUUCGACCUGAAGAUACCAGUUCCAUGGGACGGAGUCCUUGACGACCUAGCAAAAGGCAUUGCCGACAUGGCCCUCGGAGGAAUUUGGGUACCGGCGAUGUAUCGAGACAGAGUCAAAGAUUACACCGUGUUUGCGCAGAUCGCGAAUCGCUGCCCUCUUGCUCUGCUUCGCCGAGGCCACGAUGAAGGAUUCACGUUGACGGAUGUUGCCAAGAGCACUGUUCUCAUGAAAUCAGGUGGCGGUGCCAGCGUGGGGCUAUUCUUCAAGAUGCUGCUACGUGAGAACGGAAUCGACCCAAACUCUAUCAGCUACAUUCAAGAUCUGGAUGGUGCGAUGUUGGCCACUUUGUUUGAAGGUGGCAUGGGAGAUUAUUUCGUUACAGACAAUCUUUCUGCACUGGCGAUGACAUCCAACAACCCUGAAAUUUCAAUCGCAAUGGAGAUGGUCAAGGAGGGUGACAUCCCUUGGAGUGUCUAUUACCGAGAGACGGCCACCGUCACUCCGGAAGUCCUCCAUUUACAGAAACGGUUUUGCAUUGCUCUUAACAAGGGUGUAGACUGGGUUCUGCAACAUGAUGCCGAGUCGUAUAAGGAUGAGCUUGCCGAGUUAUUCCCCGGAGUGUCGGUAGAUGUCGUCGUCGCCGUGACGAAUUCUUUCCGUCAGAACGGCAUGUGGUCAACAACCUGUAUCCCCAAAAAGGCCUUCGAUCGGUGGCAAAAUGGUCUUUCUGAUGCCCGACUGAUAAAGGAGGCUUUCUCCUAUGAUGAAUUGGUGAAUGAUGUACCGGCGACGGAAGCUCAGGUCGAAAUGGAUAGUAAAUAG
Molecule: messenger RNA, 930 nt
Organism: Penicillium longicatenatum
Lineage: Eukaryota; Fungi; Ascomycota; Eurotiomycetes; Eurotiales; Aspergillaceae
Product: ABC transporter substrate-binding protein
Exons: 1
Coding region: 1-930 (309 amino acids)
Biological process (GO): thiamine biosynthetic process
Source: RefSeq, a predicted model, not a curated record